Molecule: messenger RNA, 666 nt
Organism: Mycotypha africana
Lineage: Eukaryota; Fungi; Mucoromycota; Mucoromycetes; Mucorales; Mycotyphaceae
Exons: 4
Source: RefSeq, a predicted model, not a curated record
GAUUUAUUAAAAAAUAUUUUUAGAAAAGUCCAUAGUAUUUGGAUAUUUGGAUACUCAAUUAUUCAGUGAUAUUCAAGCAGCAUUAAGGAUGACAUACAAUCGAACCCAAGAAAUGAGUCUCUUUCAGUAAGAAAGUUGCCAAUAAUGGUCUUAUUUAAGUUAUCUUGCAGUAGGUUGACAACUUUUUUAUUCAAUGACGAUGUGUUCCGCGAAUAACCAGAUAUUUGUCGGUGCCUUUUUUGUACAAGAAUUCCAAAAAAAGUUAACUUUGAAUUGAUUGACAUCAAACCAUUGAUAGAGGGCUGAUGGUCAUUGUAUAACAGAUACCAUAGCGGAAUGGGAUGGUUAUAUUAACUGUUGUCAAUGUUUUUGUAUGCGUUCAUGGGUGACUUUCAAAGAUAAGCACUAUAAAAUAUAUUGCUUUCUUAGAGUCAAAUGUUGUCUCUUUCACUUUUAUUUCACGUUUUUAAGAUACAUACUAUGACCCAUGUUCAAAACAAUAAUUUAUGAAAAGAAAAAGCAAAUUUUUGAAAAGAAAAAAUCAAGUGCUGUUAAUGAUGUAACGUGUAUUGAUUGCGGUAAAGGGGGUCACUACACCAAACAAUACUUUAAAUGUGAAUUAUAUGAGCCGGAAACUGCAGAUCAAGGCAGAAAACGCAAACAGAA